CUUCAUCACUUUAUCUAACUAACAAUAAAAUCCCAACUUGGCACCAAUGUGGCACCCAAAGUGGCACCAAUGGACCUGCAGCUCUUGUGGGUUGGCUUCUUUUUGUGCUGUGGGUUUUGGACUCUUGCUUUGAGUGAUCAAGAUGUUUUCCUAAGCUUAUCUUGUGGAGGAACUACCACCUUCACUGACUCCUCCAACAUUUCAUGGAUUCCGGACAUCGACUACAUCGGCACCGGUAACACGUCAAUCAUCGACAAAGGCAAGGGUGGAUCUUUUUCCACCGGCCAUGUUCGGUUCUUCCCCGACACCCGAGCGCGAAAAUGUUACAAGCUACCAUUGAAAAAUGGCUCCUCAUCAGUUCUUAUCAGAGCUCAGUUUGUGUACAAAAACUAUGACAAGCUUGGAAAGCCCCCUGCAUUUGCUGUUUCUAUUGGGACAGCCAUAACUACCAAUGUGAACCUUACCUCUCAUGACCCUUGGACUGAGGAGUUUGUAUGGCCAGUUAACAAAGAAACUGUCUCCUUCUGUUUGCAUUCCAUUCCUGAGGGUGGAAGUCCCUUAAUAUCUUCGGUCGAACUCCGACCGCUGCCACGGGGAGCGUACGACGAUGGCUUGCUUCCUAAUCAGGCUCUUAGAAAGUCGUAUCGAAUCAACUGUGGUUACACUAAUGGAUCUCUCAGGUACCCAAUCGAUCGAUACGAUCGAAUCUGGGACGCGGACGAGAACUUCAAGCCAUUUCAUGUGUCAUCAGGGUUCAAAGUUGAGGCUAACUUUGAUUCUAUACAAGUGAAGGAAGCUCCACCAGCUGUAGUGGUUGAAACAGCUAGAGUUUUGGCAAGAAGAGAUGAGCUGAGCUACAACCUUCCAGUUGAAGAACAAGGAGAUUACUUCGUGAUUUUGUAUUUUGGUGGGAUUCUUGCAGUUCAUCCUUCAUUUGAUGUGUUGAUGAAUGGGAAAAUUAUAGAAUCAAAUUACACGGUUGAAAUGGGAGAGAUGAGGGCUUUGUAUGUCAUUCAAGACCAAAUCAAGAGCUUGAUUAUCACUUUCAAGAGUGUCAAAUUCUAUCCUCAAGUCAAUGCCAUUGAGGUGUAUCAAAUUGUUCAUGUUCCUUUGGAAGCUUCAUCAACCACAGUUUCAGCCCUUCAGGUGAUUCAUCAAUCUAUUGGUUUGAAUUUGGGAUGGGAAGAUGAUCCAUGCUCUCCAAGAACAUGGGAUCAUGUUGGAUGUGAAGGAAACCUCGUCACAUCUCUGGAGCUUUCCGACAUCAACUUCAGGUCGAUCAGCCCGACGUUCGGCGACAUUCUCGACCUCAAAAUACUGGAUUUGCACAACACUUCACUUACCGGGCAGAUAGAAAAUUUGGGCAGCCUGACCCAUCUUGAAAAUUUGAACUUGAGUUACAACAAGCUAACGUCAUUUGGGACAGAUUUCGAGAACCUAAGCAACCUCAAAAUUCUGGACUUGCAGAACAACAGUCUGCAGGGAAUUGUUCCAGACAGCUUGGGAGAACUUGAAGAUCUUCACUUAUUGAAUUUGGAGAACAACAGGCUAGAAGGCACCCUUCCAUUGGCUUUGAACAAAGGAACUCUGGAAAUUAGAACAUCAGGCAACCCUUGUCUGUCUUUCUCCACAAUGACAUGCAAUGAUGUUUCAUCAAACCCAGCCAUUGAAACGCCACAAGUCACAGUGGUUCCUGACAGAAAGAAGGAUAUGAGCAGCCACAAUAGCAACAGUCAUAUGCCAAUCACUGUCAUUGCUUGUGCAGUUGCAGCAGUUUUGCUAGUCCUCAUCACACUCUCUCUUUCAUUUCUACUCUACAUGAGGAAGCAUUCUCAACACACAGCUCAACCCACAUACUCAACAAAGGCAGCAAUGGAGCUAAGGAAUUGGAACGCUGCAAAAGUAUUCUCAUACAAGGAGAUAAAGGCAGCUACAAACAACUUCAAGGAGGUGAUUGGCAGAGGAAGCUUUGGAUCUGUUUAUCUUGGAAAGCUUCCUGAGGGAAAACUUGUGGCUGUCAAAGUAAGGUUUGACAAAAGCCAACUUGGGGCUGAUUCCUUUAUCAACGAGGUUCAUCUCCUGUCUCAAAUUCGUCAUCAAAAUCUCGUUUGUUUGGAAGGAUUUUGUAACGAAUCGAAACGACAAAUACUUGUUUACGAGUAUCUACCGGGUGGAUCCUUGGCUGAUCACAUCUAUGGCAAGAACAAAAAAAGUGUCUCACUUAGCUGGAUUAGAAGACUCAAAGUAGCUGUUGAUGCAGCAAAAGGGUUGGACUAUUUACACAAUGGAAGUGAACCAAGGAUAAUCCACCGUGAUGUUAAGUGUAGUAACAUUCUUUUGGAUAUGGAAAUGAAUGCAAAAGUUUGUGACUUUGGGCUGUCCAAGCAACUACCACAGCCUGAUGCUACUCAUGUCACCACUGUUGUCAAGGGCACCGCUGGCUAUUUGGAUCCCGAGUAUUACUCGACUCAACAGUUAACCGAAAAGAGUGACGUUUAUAGUUUUGGAGUUGUUUUAUUAGAGCUCAUUUGUGGACGAGAGCCUUUGAGUCACACUGGAAAUCCGGAUUCUUUCAACUUGGUGUUAUGGGCGAAACCGUACUUGCAAGCGGGUGCGUUCGAGAUAGUCGAUGAGAGGUUAAGGGGAAGGUUUGAUGUUGAAAGCAUGAAAAAGGCAGCUGUUAUUGCUAUAAGUUGUGUAGAGAGAGAUGCUUCACUAAGGCCUAAUAUUGGACAAGUCUUGGAUGACCUUAAACAAGCUUAUGAUGCUCAAAUUGCUUAUCUUUCUACUUUUGGCCUUUAAUAUUAUUAUUUUUAAACAAUUAUAUUUAUUUAUA
Cucurbita moschata (crookneck pumpkin) is the source of this 2836-nucleotide messenger RNA. Its product is annotated as probable LRR receptor-like serine/threonine-protein kinase At5g48740. Gene Ontology annotation, biological process: protein phosphorylation. The record is from RefSeq and is a predicted model, not a curated record. The transcript is spliced from 16 exons. Lineage: Eukaryota; Viridiplantae; Streptophyta; Magnoliopsida; Cucurbitales; Cucurbitaceae. Bases 70 to 2802 code for a protein of 910 amino acids. Gene Ontology annotation, molecular function: protein binding; ATP binding; protein kinase activity.